This is a messenger RNA of Paramecium primaurelia, 370 nucleotides long. Lineage: Eukaryota; Ciliophora; Oligohymenophorea; Peniculida; Parameciidae. The record is from the annotation of a GenBank genome assembly.
AUGGUAAUAAUUUGGUUUUAAAUAUUAGGCUAUUAUGAAAUCUACUAUGGAAUAGACUAAGAUUAAAAUAUAUUUAAAGUUUAGUUAGGGCUUUUUAGAAGGAAAUAAUAAAAGAGGAAAUUAAAGAUUUUAAUGGUUAAAUCUCCAUUUUGAGAUAAAUAAUCAUGAAGAAGAAAGAAAAAUAAAAUUUUAAACCUAAAAAUUAGGCUUUUAAUUAGGCAACACUAGAAAUUAUAAUAUCUACCUUAUUUAGUAUACCUGGAUAGGUACAAAUAUGUUUGGAAGAAAUAUUUAUAACUUAAUUACAAUUGGAUUUUCAACAUGUCGUUUAACAUGUUUCUAUACUGUUUAUCAACUUUAAGCUGAUUGA